GGCAAAGAGUAUGGGCUGUGGAAGGGUUACUGACACACCCACAGUAUCCCAGCAGACGCAACGGACGAUACACUUACGACGAGUACGAGUCAUUGGGUGCUGAUAGUAGUAGCACAGUUCGGUACAAACCCAUACACGCGACCAGGGCAGAGAGUAUCGGCUGUUGGAAGGCCGCUGACGCACCUAUAGUAACCGAACAGACGCAACGAAUGAUCUACACUUACGAUGUGUGUGAGGGAUGA
Messenger RNA from Sphaeroforma arctica JP610, 242 nucleotides. RefSeq lists its product as hypothetical. The transcript has a single exon. Lineage: Eukaryota; Ichthyosporea; Ichthyophonida. The annotation marks the transcript as partial. The record is from RefSeq and is a predicted model, not a curated record.